Molecule: messenger RNA, 4863 nt
Organism: Loxodonta africana (African savanna elephant)
Lineage: Eukaryota; Metazoa; Chordata; Mammalia; Proboscidea; Elephantidae
Gene: SLIT1
Product: slit guidance ligand 1
Exons: 37
Biological process (GO): negative chemotaxis; axon guidance
Molecular function (GO): heparin binding; calcium ion binding; Roundabout binding
Source: RefSeq, a predicted model, not a curated record
AUGACCCGGCAGGAAGCCAGUGUAGCUGUCGAUGACAGAAAUGACAUCUCCCAGGUGUGCAAAUGUACAAAUCAGGAUCUUUCUCAACCUGCCCCAGUCAGCUCGCUGUGCCUCGGAGGUUCCACCUUUGAAACUGUACGCGACUCACAGCCGCGGCCGAGUGGUCGUCGGGAGGCGGGGGCCGGGGGCGCCCGGGAGCUGGGAGGAGUCUGGCCUUGGAUGUGUGCUUUUCGAUUGAUGGAUGACUGCCGGGUGGGGGCGAGCUUGCGGCAGUCAGUUGGGAGCUGGAGGGAGGGAGAGAGGGAGAAGGAGCCAGAGAGAAACAGGAGAGGAGCCGAGCGCCCUCCGCCCGAGGCGCCCUUCCUGCGUCCGCACACAGGCGCCGUCGCUUGGAGGAGCAAGGUGCCUCCUAGCCCGCAAGGGCGCAGAGCACAGGCCUGCGGUCUCCUCGGUGGCUUUGCCCUGGGACUGCACCUGGAGGCGGCCCCGAACGGGGAUGGUAAGCGGCUGUAGCCGUCUGGCACGCAAGCGAGACGCGGCGAGGGCACCAUGGUGCUGAUGCCCUGGAAGGGGCCCUUGGCGUGGCUCGUCCGGCCCGAGCUCUGGCUGCUGCUGUGGGCAGCUGCGUGGCGCCUGGGUGCCACGGCGUGCCCCGCCCUCUGCACCUGCACUGGCACCACGGUGGACUGCCACGGCACGGGGCUUCAGGCCAUCCCUAAGAACAUCCCACGGAGCACCGAGCGCCUGGAACUCAAUGGCAACAAUAUCACUCGGAUCCAUAAGAAUGACUUUGCAGGGCUCAAGCAGCUGCGGGUGCUGCAGCUGAUGGAGAACCAGAUUGGAGUGGUGGAGCGGGGGGCUUUCGAUGACAUGAAGGAACUGGAGAGGCUGGACCUGAGUGAAAACACCAUCCAGGCCAUCCCCAGGAAAGCUUUCCGAGGGGCUACAGACCUCAAAAAUUUACAGCUGGACAAGAACCAGAUCAGCUGCAUUGAGGAAGGGGCUUUCCGGGCUCUGCGGGGGCUGGAGGUGCUGACCCUGAACAACAACAACAUCACCACCAUUCCUGUGUCCAGCUUCAACCACAUGCCCAAGCUCCGAACCUUCCGCCUGCACUCCAACCAUCUGUUCUGUGACUGCCACCUGGCCUGGCUCUCGCAGUGGCUGAGGCAGCGGCCAACCAUCGGGCUCUUCACCCAGUGCUCAGGCCCCGCCAGCCUGCGUGGCCUCAACGUGGCUGAGGUCCAGAAGAGUGAGUUCAGCUGCUCAGGCCAGGGAGAGGCGGGGCGUGUGCCCUCCUGCACCCUCUCCUCCGGCUCCUGCCCGGCCAUGUGCACCUGCAGCAACGGCAUCGUGGACUGUCGCGGCAAAGGCCUCACCGCCAUCCCCGCCAACCUGCCCGAGACCAUGACGGAGAUACGCCUGGAGCUCAAUGGGAUCAAGUCCAUCCCCCCGGGUGCCUUUUCUCCGUACCGAAAGCUGCGGAGGAUAGACCUCAGCAACAACCAGAUCGCGGAGAUAGCGCCUGAUGCCUUCCAGGGCCUCCGCUCCCUAAACUCACUGGUCCUCUAUGGGAACAAGAUCACAGACCUCCCCCGGGGUGUGUUUGGAGGCCUGUACACCCUACAGCUUCUGCUUCUGAACGCCAACAAGAUCAACUGCAUCCGGCCUGAUGCCUUCCAGGACCUGCAGAACCUGUCACUGCUCUCCCUGUAUGACAACAAGAUCCAGGGUCUGGCCAAGGGCACCUUCACCUCCCUGCGGGCCAUCCAGACCCUGCAUCUAGCCCAGAACCCUUUCAUCUGUGACUGUAACCUCAAGUGGCUGGCAGACUUCCUGCGCACCAACCCCAUUGAGACGAGCGGCGCCCGGUGCGCCACUCCCCGGCGCCUAGCCAACAAACGCAUCGGGCAGAUCAAGAGCAAGAAGUUCCGGUGCUCAGCUAAGGAGCAGUACUUCAUUCCAGGCACUGAGGACUACCAGCUGAACAGUGAGUGUAACAGCGACGUGGUCUGCCCCCACAAGUGCCGCUGCGAGGCCAGUGUGGUGGAUUGUGCCAGCCUGAAGCUCACGAAGAUCCCUGAGCGCAUCCCGCAGUCCACAGCUGAGUUACGUUUGAACAACAAUGAAAUUUCCAUCCUGGAGGCCACUGGGAUAUUUAAAAAACUUACACAUCUGAAGAAAAUCAACCUGAGCAACAACAAGUUGUCAGAAAUUGAAGACGGGGCCUUCGAGGGUGCUGCCUCUGUGAGUGAGCUGCACCUGACCGCCAACCAGCUGGAGUCCAUCCGGAGUGGCAUGUUUCGGGGUCUGGACAGCUUGAGGACCCUGAUGCUGAGGAACAACCGGAUCAGCUGCAUCCACAACGACAGCUUCACAGGUCUGCGCAACGUCCGGCUCCUCUCGCUGUAUGACAACCAGAUCACCACCAUCUCCCCCGGAGCCUUCGACACCCUCCAGUCCCUCUCCACGCUAAACCUUCUGGCCAACCCUUUCAACUGUAACUGCCGGCUGGCUUGGCUUGGUGACUGGCUGCGGAAGAGGAAGAUUGUGACCGGGAACCCACGAUGUCAGAACCCAGAUUUCUUGCGGCAGAUCCCCUUGCAGGAUGUGGCCUACCCGGACUUCAGGUGUGAGGAAGGGCAAGAGGAGGGGGGCUGCCUGCCCCGCCCGCAGUGCCCCCAGGAGUGCACCUGUCUGGACACUGUGGUCCGAUGCAGCAACAAGCACCUCCGGGCCCUGCCCAAGGGCAUCCCCAAGAAUGUCACAGAGCUCUAUUUGGACGGGAAUCAGUUUACACUGGUCCCAGGACAGCUGUCCACCUUCAAGUACCUACAGCUUGUGGAUCUCAGUAACAACAAGAUCAGCUCCUUAAGCAAUUCCUCCUUCACCAACAUGAGCCAGCUGACCACUCUGAUCCUCAGCUAUAACGCCCUCCGGUGCAUCCCUCCCCUGGCCUUCCAGGGGCUCCGCUCCCUGCGCCUGCUGUCCCUCCAUGGCAACGAUAUCUCCACCCUCCGUGAGGGGAUCUUCGCAGACGUGACCUCCCUGUCUCACCUGGCCAUUGGUGCCAACCCCCUGUACUGUGACUGCCACCUCCGCUGGCUGUCUGGCUGGGUGAAGACGGGCUAUAAGGAGCCGGGCAUUGCCCGCUGUGCUGGGCCCCCAGACAUGGAGGGCAAGCUGCUCCUCACCACACCGGCCAAGAAGUUUGAAUGCCAAGGUCCCCCCACUCUGGCUGUCCAGGCCAAGUGUGAUCCCUGCUUGUCCAGCCCAUGCCAGAACCAGGGCACCUGCCAUAAUGAUCCCCUUGAGGUGUACAGGUGUGCCUGCCCCAGCGGCUACAAGGGCCGCAACUGUGAGGUAUCCCUGGAUGGCUGUAUAAGCGGCCCCUGUGAAAAUGGUGGGACCUGCCUUGCACAGGAGGGUGACGAUGCUAGCUUCACGUGCUCCUGUCCCACUGGCUUUGAGGGACCGACCUGUGGGGUGAACACAGAUGACUGUGUGGAGCACGCGUGUGCCAACGGGGGCAGCUGUGUGGACGGCGUGGGCAACUACACCUGUCAGUGCCCCCUGCAGUAUGUGGGAAAGGCCUGUGAGCAGCUGGUGGACUUCUGCUCCCCGGAUUUGAACCCGUGUCAGCACGAUGCCCAAUGUGUAGGCACCCCAGAUGGCCCCAGGUGUGAGUGCAUGCCAGGUUACACAGGCCACAACUGUAGUGAGAACCAGGACGACUGUGGGAACCACCGCUGCCAGAACGGAGCCCAGUGCGUGGACGAAGUCAACAGUUACUCCUGCCUCUGUGCCGAGGGCUACAGCGGACAGCUCUGUGAGAUACCUCCCCGCCCACCUGCCCCCAGGAGCCCCUGUGAGGGGACUGAGUGCCAGAAUGGGGCCAACUGUGUGGACCAGGGCAGCCAGCCCGUGUGCCAGUGUCUCCCCGGCUUCGGUGGCCCCGAGUGUGAGAAGUUGCUCAGUGUCAACUUUGUGGACCGAGAUACUUACCUUCAGUUCACUGAUCUGCAGAAUUGGCCUCGGGCCAACAUCACGCUCCAGGUCUCCACGGCAGAGGACAAUGGGAUCCUACUGUACAACGGAGACAAUGACCACAUCGCGGUUGAGCUGUACCAGGGCCACGUGCGCGUCAGCUACGACCCAGGCAGCUACCCCAGCUCUGCCAUCUACAGUGCCGAGACAAUCAAUGACGGGCAGUUCCACACCGUUGAGCUGGUCACCUUUGACCAGAUGGUGAAUCUCUCCAUCGAUGGCGGCAGCCCCAUGACCAUGGACAACUUUGACAAACACUACACGCUAAACAGCGAGGCCCCCCUUUAUGUGGGAGGGAUGCCUGUGGAUGUGAACUCGGCUGCCUUCCGCCUGUGGCAGAUCCUCAAUGGCACCAGCUUCCAUGGUUGUAUACGGAACCUGUACAUCAACAACGAGCUACAGGACUUCACCAAGACGCAGAUGAAGCCGGGUGUGGUGCCCGGCUGCGAGCCCUGCCGCAAGCUGUACUGCCUGCAUGGCAUCUGCCAGCCCAAUGCCACUCCAGGGCCUGUGUGCCACUGUGAGGCCGGCUGGGGGGGCCUGCACUGCGACCAGCCAGCUGACGGUCCAUGCCAUGGCCACAAGUGUGUCCAUGGGAACUGCGUGCCCCUCGAUGCUCUGUCCUACAGCUGCCAGUGCCAGGAUGGGUACUCGGGGGCCCUGUGCAGCCAGGCUGGGGCUCCAGCAGACCCCUGUGGGGGGCUGCGGUGCCUGCAUGGCCACUGCCAGGCCUCGGCCACCAAGGGCUCACACUGUGUGUGUGACCCGGGCUUUUCAGGCGAGCUGUGCGAGCAAGGUCAGGGCCCCCACUCCUGA